AUGACACCUUAUAAGAACUACUCGCCCUCGUCUUCCUCAACGGCAUCUAUCACCAUCCUCACUGCCCUCCUUCUCUUCAGCUGGUUCUUCACCGCCCUCCUCAUUCUACUCCUCACCUUCACCAUCUUUGUCCUCAAAGACAACUACACCUUCAAGGUCCACCUUGAGCUGAACCAAGUCGCCCCCCUUGCCGCCACCACCCUCACUGUCGUCGACAAGCACCCCCAUCUCCUCCUGCUCACCCUGCUGAGCUCCUUCCUAAUCACCCUCCUCAGCAUCCUCACCCUCGCCCUCAUUGUCCCCCUCACCCUUCGCACCACAAUCUGA
Fibroporia radiculosa is the source of this 327-nucleotide messenger RNA. RefSeq lists its product as uncharacterized. The transcript is spliced from 2 exons. The record is from RefSeq and is a predicted model, not a curated record. The coding region runs from base 1 to 327 and encodes 108 amino acids. NCBI's taxonomy places the organism in Eukaryota, Fungi, Basidiomycota, Agaricomycetes, Polyporales, Fibroporiaceae.